AUUACAGUAGAAAAAACUUUUUAUUUCGGGAUGUUCCUCUCAGAGUAACUUUCGCAAUUAGGCAAACAGGAUAUAUCAACAUCUCUUCAAUGAGUAUAAAGGAACCUUUUAUACAAAUCAACCAUUUGUGGAUUCUCAUAUGAAGCAUUAUCAUGAAUGAAGCUGCGAUGGCUGAUCCAAAUGGCUCCUUUCAAAUUGACUAUAUUUAUGAAGAGUACAGCAAUCCUCCGAACACGACCGACUUUGUUUUGGAUGAGAGCACCCUACUUUGUCCACCCAUCCCUAUAGCUGAUGCAGUCAACAUUUCAUUCUGCGUCAUCUACGUGAUAAUUUUUCUGGUGGCCGUACCUGGGAAUCUGAUUGUGGGAUGUGUGAUCGGAUCAAACAGACGAUCACUUUCUUCUUCGGAUGUCUACUUAUUUAACCUGAUGUUUGCCGACACUCUAUUGGCUCUAAUCUUGCCUUUCUCUGCGGUAUCGGUACUGCACGGCUGGGUGUUUGGGGAUUUCAUAUGCAAACUGGUUUCCCUGGUGAAAGAAAUAAACUUUUACACCAGCAUCUUGUUUUUGGUGUGCAUCAGUGUGGAUCGUUAUAUGGUCAUCGUGCGCGCUAUGGAAUCCCAGAAGGCUCAGCGGCGGCUGUGCAGUGGUGUCGCGUGUGCAGUGGUGUGGUUCUUGGGUGGGGUGCUUUCAUUGCCCUCGCUUUACAAUGAGGCCUAUUUUUCCACAGCUGGCAAAGAGAACGUAUGUGCCGAACGCUUUAAGGUGGACAGUGCUGACGAAUGGCGAAUGGCUACACGUAUCAUGAGGCACCUGCUCGGCUUUAUACUCCCUCUAGUGGUCAUGUUGACGUGCUACAGUGUGACAGUAGCGCGGCUCUUGCGCACGCGGGGUUUCCAGAAGCAGAGGGCCAUGAAGGUGAUAGUCGCUGUGGUCGUGGCUUUUCUCUUAUGCUGGACCCCUUUUCACGUUACCACGAUGGUCGAUACGCUGUUGAGGGCCAAAGCCAUUCAAUUCAGUUGCUCCAUGCGGACCUCUGUGGAUCUUGCCGUGUUUGCUACGCAAAACCUGGGUCUCAUGCACUGCUGUGUAAACCCGGUGCUUUACGCUUUUGUGGGAGAAAAGUUUAGAAAGCGAUUUAUGCAAUUGCUCCAAAGGAAAGGAGUUAUGGAUCGCUUUUCAAUCUCUAGAUCUAGCAGGUCUUCUUCUAUGCAAUCUGAAGGCACUUCAAACUUCCUGUGAGCUGCGAUGAUGUAUAUAAAUUAAGACAAACUGAUAUUACCUGUCCUUGCCUGCUUGUAUUACUACGUUUUGUUGAUGUGAGUGUUUAGGGUUGAGCUCUAAAAACAAAUGUGUCCUUUGGUGUUUGGUGUGUCCUUUUAAAUGCAAAUGAGCACUAAAUGGCAGUGCCGUGGUUGGAUAGUGCAGAUUAAGGCGUGGUAUUAUCCCCUUCUGACAUCACAACUAUUUUUUUCACAUACUUGCAGAGAAUGGUUGAUCUUUUUCACGUUUUUUAAGUUGAUAGAAGCACUGGGGACCCAACUAUAGCACUUAAACAUGGAAAAAGUCUGAUUUUCAUGAUAUGUCCUGUUUAAAGUACUUUUAUUUAAUUCAUUUUUGUUUAAAAAAGACCUUUCAUAACCUUUCUAAAUAAUACUAUUCUAGCUUGAGAGAUACUUUACUGCAAUGUUUUGCUUUAAAUGCAUCUGGGUCUAGACUGUGGUGUAACGGUUUAUGGGCCGGUUUCCCGAACAGGGUUUAGAUUAAUCCAGGACUAGGCCUUAGUUAUAUUAGGACAUUUACAAAAAACAAUACUGGUGUGCAUGCUGAGACAAAACAAUGGCACUGAUAUAUAUAUUAAGAUAUGUCAAUGCAAGUUGUUUUUAAAUUAAGCCAGCUCAGAUAUUAGUCUGGGACUAGGAUAAAACCUGUCCGGGAAACCGCCGCUAAGUUAUAAAUGCAUUGAUAACUUUUUCAAAACGUAUCAUAGGUUGAUGUAUUGUGUGACUUAAGAUAUAAAAUAAAAUGUUAUAAACCAUUUCAGUUUUGUUUUUUUCAUUUAGGUCAUAUUACAUCAACAAGGAUGUAAACUACCAGGAUGUAUACACAUAUUCACAUACAACCUACAUUUCUCAACACAUCUAUGUCUUAUAUGAGAAAAUGUUAAAUAAACAAAAAUAAUGUUAUAUUCAAUGAUAACAGAAGACAUCAACAAAGUGUUAUAUUUAUUUUCAAACGAAC
Misgurnus anguillicaudatus (oriental weatherfish) is the source of this 2240-nucleotide messenger RNA. Its product is annotated as C-X-C chemokine receptor type 1. The record is from RefSeq and is a predicted model, not a curated record. Gene Ontology annotation, cellular component: external side of plasma membrane; membrane. NCBI's taxonomy places the organism in Eukaryota, Metazoa, Chordata, Actinopteri, Cypriniformes, Cobitidae. Gene Ontology annotation, molecular function: C-X-C chemokine receptor activity; C-C chemokine receptor activity; C-C chemokine binding. Gene Ontology annotation, biological process: positive regulation of cytosolic calcium ion concentration; G protein-coupled receptor signaling pathway; calcium-mediated signaling.